This is a messenger RNA of Dichotomopilus funicola, 993 nucleotides long. RefSeq lists its product as uncharacterized. The transcript has 2 exons. The coding region runs from base 1 to 993 and encodes 330 amino acids. Gene Ontology annotation, molecular function: zinc ion binding. The record is from RefSeq and is a predicted model, not a curated record. NCBI's taxonomy places the organism in Eukaryota, Fungi, Ascomycota, Sordariomycetes, Sordariales, Chaetomiaceae.
AUGGAAUCUGAGUCUGUCCAACCUCAAUGGGGGUGGCCGCCCGACACGGAUACACAGAACCAUGACGAACACGAGCACGAGACCAGGGACGACCAAACAUCCGGCGCUGCCGGCGGCUCGGAUGCUCCUCACCAACCCGGCGCCACGCCGACACAGAAACAGCGGCACUACAAACCCCGGACCUGCCGCAUCUGCCUCGAAGUCGUCAACCCCACCACCGAGAUCGAUGACUCGCUUGCCGGCCGCGUCUUCUCCUCCAAGACGCGUGUGCGGUACGUCUCCGAGGACCCAGAGCUCGGCCGACUCAUCAGCCCCUGCCGCUGCAAAGGAUCGCAGAGGUAUGUCCACGAGGGUUGUCUGCAGGCCUGGCGAAAUGCGUCGCCGCUGUCCGAUCGGAAUUACUGGCGGUGUCCUACCUGCCAGUUUGAGUACCGCCUCCAGCGCCUCCGAUGGGGUCGAUGGCUGUCGAGCAAAGCGCUCCGGGGCGUCUUGACCGUCGUUAUCAUGGUGGCUACCAUAUUCAUCCUCGGCUUCGUUGCCGAUCCGAUCCUCGGUUUCUGGGACGACCCGUUUGGCAGUCUCAUUGAGACGUUGAUGGAUGUGGAGUUGAAUGAGCCGAUUUUGGCGGACGAUGGGCCUGGGACCUGGUAUGGUCACUUCUUUAAGGGGUUCUUGUCCUUGGGAAUCUUGGGGUUUCUCAAGACCAUGUUUGUCAUGUCGCCGUGGCAUUGGCUCAAUGUUCGGUUUGGAGGUCGUCGUCGGCGGGGGACUGGGAGAAACAGGGUGGAGCAGAUCAACUGGGCGCUUGUGGUCGUCGGGGUGCUGACAUUCAUGGGGGCAACAUGGAAGUUUGUGAACCACCUAAUGGCCAAGACCCUCGAGAAGGCCAGUGAUCAUGUCCUUGACGUCCAAGAAGACCAACCGGACGAGGACGAGGUGGAAGACGAAGGCGUGCCUGGGGAAGCUGCCGAUGAGUCGAAAAAGGAUAAGUAA